Molecule: messenger RNA, 1669 nt
Organism: Eutrema salsugineum
Lineage: Eukaryota; Viridiplantae; Streptophyta; Magnoliopsida; Brassicales; Brassicaceae
Product: phosphatidate cytidylyltransferase 3
Exons: 12
Coding region: 127-1530 (467 amino acids)
Cellular component (GO): endoplasmic reticulum membrane
Molecular function (GO): phosphatidate cytidylyltransferase activity
Source: RefSeq, a predicted model, not a curated record
CCAAGCGAUGAAAUGAAAUCUCACCGGGUAUAUUUUCUUAAAUCUCCAUCAUCCUCUCAUUGAUCCAGAAGCCUGAUAUUCUGAACUGAUAGCAUUAGAGGAGAAUAGCAUUUCCUAGGGAUAUCGAUGGCAAUGGAGAAAGAUCUCAAUCCGAAUUCUCCAAGAAUUAGAAAGCUAAAGGAUAAUAGUUAUCCUAAUACACCAACCUCUAGAAUGAGUAAUAACCAGAGAGAUAACCAUUAUCACAACGUUCCCAAUUCACCAAGGGAUUACAAUUAUACUCCUAGCUCUCCAACAGCUCGCAUUCGCCACCGUAGGCGAUCCAACGAGAUCCCAGCUGAGGUGAACAGAAGCAAUGUAAGCAAUCUGUUACUUGGUGAUAAGAACAAGUACAGAUCAAUGUGGAUAAGGACAUGCUCGUCUCUCUGGAUGCUCGGAGGAGUCGUGUUUAUAAUCUACAUGGGUCAUCUCUACAUCUGGGCUAUGGUUGUGGUUAUACAGAUAUUCAUGACCAGAGAGCUUUUCUUUCUUCUCAGAAGAGCUCACGAAGAGCGUCGAUUACCCGGUUUCAGGCUCUUGAAUUGGCACUUCUUCUUCACUGCUAUGUUGUUCGUCUAUGGACGCAUACUUCAACAGCAGCUAGUCAACACUGUUUCUUCUGAUAGAUUCAUCUACAAGCUUGUUAGUGGUCUUAUCAAGUACCAGAUGGUUAUUUGCUACUUCUUGUACAUUGCAGGUUUCAUGUGGUUUAUCGUUACAUUGAAGAAGAAAAUGUACAAGUAUCAGUUUGGGCAAUACGCUUGGACGCAUAUGAUCCUUAUCAUUGUGUUUAUUCAGUCUUCUUUCACCGUCGCCAAUAUUUUCGAAGGGAUCUUCUGGUUUCUUCUUCCAGCUGCUCUUAUUGCUAUGAACGAUGUAGCAGCUUAUUUCUUCGGUUUCUAUUUCGGGAAAACUCCUCUCAUCAAGUUGUCUCCAAAGAAAACAUGGGAAGGUUUCAUCGGAGCAUCGGUGGCAACCAUAAUCUCUGCGUUUUUUUUUGCAAAUGUCAUCGGCCAAUUCCAAUGGUUCACAUGUCCAAGGAAGGAUUUAUCGACCGGUUGGCUUCACUGUGAUCCAGGCCCUCUGUUCAGGCCAGAGUAUUACCCAUUGCCUUCUUGGAUUGCUCCAUUUUCUCCAUGGAAAGAGAUCUCAAUUCUACCCGUGCAAUGGCACGCUUUCUCUCUCGGCCUAUUCGCAUCCGUUAUAGCACCUUUUGGUGGUUUCUUUGCAAGCGGUUUCAAAAGAGCUUUCAAGAUCAAGGAUUUCGGAGACAGCAUACCGGGACAUGGAGGAUUUACUGACAGAAUGGAUUGCCAAAUGGUUAUGGCGGUUUUCGCAUACAUCUACAUCCAAUCGUUCAUUGUUCAUCAGGACUACAGUGUCGAGAUGAUCCUAGACCAGAUAUCGAGGAGUCUAGGACAUGAGGAGCAGAAAAUGCUUUAUGUAAAGCUCGGAGAUAUUCUUCGACACAAAUUGAAGGCCGGGUUUUAAGAAGACGAAAGUGAUGAGUAUAGGUUUUUGUGACUGUUUUCAGUUUAUGUCCUUUUGGUUAGUUUAUGGUUGUAUCAGACCAUGGGAAACCUUUAAUGUAUCUGAUUAACUUAUCAAAAGAGACUUGGUAGAGUGUGUG